This is a messenger RNA of Ahaetulla prasina, 4079 nucleotides long. RefSeq names its product angiopoietin-2-like. Gene Ontology annotation, biological process: Tie signaling pathway. Lineage: Eukaryota; Metazoa; Chordata; Lepidosauria; Squamata; Colubridae. The record is from RefSeq and is a predicted model, not a curated record. The coding region runs from base 135 to 1670 and encodes 511 amino acids. Gene Ontology annotation, molecular function: receptor tyrosine kinase binding. The transcript is spliced from 9 exons.
CCCCCACCCCUUGCCCACAGGAGGCGGGGAGCCAGAGAUCGCGGGGCGUCCGGACUUCUCAGGAGGAAGGCAGACCAGAGCCCGCUGGAAACCACGCAGGAGUUUGCCGGCAGGUCCUGCCGAGGAAGGUCAGGAUGGGAAGCUGGAAGGUCCUGGCGUAUCUCUUGCUGCCCGCCUGGGCAGGGAUGCAGCCGGGGGUGCUGGGCAAGGGGUCCCCGGAGCGCUCUCAGCAUCGCCUGCAACACGGAUCUUGCACCUACACCUUCCUGCUCCCCGAGCUGGGGGGCUGCGAUGGCGCGUCCGCUCCUGCUGCUGCCGCCGCCGCCCCGUUCCAAGUGUCCAACUCGCUCCAGAGGGAUGCGCCGCCCUUGGCCGAAGCCCAGUGGCCCGUCCAGCGACUGCAACAGCUGGAGACCGUCAUGGAGAACAACACCCAGUGGCUGCAGAAGUUGGAGAGUUACAUCCAGGACAAUGUGAGGAUGGAGAUGUCGGAGACCCACUUCAGUUCUGUACAGGACCACACGGCGGCCAUGUUGGAAAUUGGGACCAACCUUCUUAACCAAACUGCUGAGCAGACCCGGAAACUCACCGAUGUAGAGAUACAGGUUCUCAACCAAACGUCCCGCCUGGAAAUUCAAGUUCUGGAAAAUUCCCUGUCUACCAACAAGCUUGAGAAACUGCUUCUUCUGCAGACCCACGAAAUCAGCAGACUCCAGGAGAGAAACAGCUUCCUAGAGAAGAAAGUCUUGGCUAUUGAAAACCAACGUGAGGUGGAGCUACAGGGCCUGAGGACCGAGAAGAUGGAAAUGCAGAAGCUUCUUUCCAAGCAGGUGGACCUUGUUGGGCAUCUGGAGCAACGCCUGGGUGUUGCCUUGCUGAACAACACAGCCCUCCACAAACAACAAACCUCUUUGGCAGAGACAGUGAAGCAUCUGAUAGGCUUGGUGUCCCAGUGCAAUCAUGUUUCGUUCACCCUGCCAGAUGAGCAGAAGGUCUUCAAGGAUUGUGCAGCUGCAUACAAAGCAGGGGUUUCUACCAGCGGAGUCUACACCCUUCGGGUCCCCAAUACUACAGCCACUGUAAAAGUGCUGUGUGACAUGGAGACCAGUGGAGGAGGCUGGACCGUUAUCCAACACCGCAAAGAUGGUUCUGUGGAUUUCCAGCGCACCUGGAAGGAAUAUAAACAGGGCUUUGGGUCUCCACCUGGAGAGUACUGGUUGGGCAACCAUUUCAUCCAUUUGCUCACCGCACAGAACCGUUACUCUCUCCGGAUCAUGCUCCAAGACUGGGAAAACAACGAGGCUUAUUCUGCCUUUGAGCAUUUCCAAGUAGGCGCCGAGGAGCAGAACUAUCGGCUUUAUGCGAGGAGAUUCAGUGGUACGGCUGGACGCACCAGCAGCCUCAGCCCCUCGGGAACCGACUUCAGCACCAAGGAUGCGGACAAUGAUCGAUGUGCGUGCAAGUGUGCCCAGAUGGCAGGUGGAGGUUGGUGGUUUGAUGCUUGUGGACCUUCUAACCUGAAUGGCAUCUAUUACUCUCCCAAUCCUGCCACAAUCAGAUACAAUGGCAUGAAGUGGCACUACUGGAAGGGGCCCGGACACAGCCUCAAAGCAAGCACCAUGAUGAUCCGUCCGGUGGAUUUCAGAGAGGAGCAAGGGGGGAUGCUGUGAUCUGUCACAUGGCAGAAGGAGUGGAGACCCCCUUCAGAAGGUCCCCUUCUGGCUUGCACAAAAUUUGUGGACAAUUGCAAGUCCUUGCCAUGAACUCAACUUCUUCUAGGUAGAUUUAAAAAAAAAAAAUCUGCAUGGCAACAGUUCAUUGUGGAAAUUUCACAGGAGAUCUGGAAGGUGUUGCUUUUUUGUUGCUUUCAUGGGGGGGACGGGACAAUUAGGCCUGAGUCUCUCAACCUUAUCAACUUUAAGAGGUGUGGAUGACUUCAACUCCCAGAAUCCUAAGCUGGCUGAGGAAUUCUGGGAGUUGAAGUCCACACCUCUUAAAGUCGUUGAGGUUGGGAAAUACAGCAUUAGACUGAAAGGGAGAGGCAAAUGGGUGCCCUUAAAGCAGGGGCAAUCAACCUUUUUAUACCUACCACCCAAUUUUGUAUCUCUGUUAGUAGUAAAAUUUUCUAACCGCCCACCGGUUCCACAGUAAUGUGCCAUGUAUUGUUGUCUGCGCCUGCCUCUCGCACAUUGUAGAUUGGGUUUGGUGGGGGGGGGGUCUACCAGCUCUGCUUGUCUGUUACAGCUGGGUGAUGUGGGGGGAGAUGCACGAGCUAUUCUGGGACGAGGCUCUUUUGUUUGCGGUCGCACUCUAGCGCCAUUUAGUUUCACUUACGGAACGUGAACUAAACAUAUGCACCGGCGAUACAAAUAGUAUAUUUUCAGAAAUUUAAAUUGUCAUGGGGAAUUUUAUGAAAACCUAAUGAAAAUGUUUUUAAAUAAUGCUAUGAAUUUUUUUAAAAAAGUCAAUUAAAUUAAAAAAAAGGAAAGUGCUUCAGUAUCGGACAAAAUCCCUUACCGCCCACCAUAAAAGCUGGAAUGCCCACUAGUGGGCGGUAGGGACCAGGUUGACUAGAAUAGAAUAGAAUAGAAUAGAAUAGAAUUUUAUUGGCCAAGUGUGAUUGGACACACAAGGAAUUUGUCUUGGUGGAAAUGGUGGAAACCUUAAAGGAAAUGAUCCUAGCCUUUGUAUAAUACUUGUUGCCCAAAGAUAGCAGUGUGAUUUUGGGCUGCCCUGGAACAGAUCAGAAAUAAGUUUGAGGGGCUGAAUGAGAAUUACCUAUCCUUGGUUUAGGUAGAAAGACUAGGCCAGUGUUGGCAAACCUUUUUGCUGUCGCAUGCCAAAAGCAGGGGAGCAUGGGGGUAGUGUCACAUGCGCGUGCCCACACCCAUAAUACAAUGCGCUCUGCCCUCCCCCGGUGCAUGCGCACACAACCCCCCCCCCAUUCCCCCUGCUUUUGGCACUUGACGGCACGGUGGGCCCAGUAGGCCCGUUUUUUGCCCUCCCCAGGCUCCAGAGACUUUCUAGGAGUCUGGGGAGGGCAAAAACGGCCUUCCCCACUCCCACUCCCGGAGGCCCUCUGGAGGCAGGAAACAGCCCGUUUCCCAAGUCUGGUGGGCCCGGAAGGCCUGAAAAUCAGUUGGCUGGUGCAUACACACGCGCUGGAGCUAAGCUAGGGCAACACUCACGUGCCCAACGAUAUGGCUCCGCGUGCCAUCUGUGGCACACAUGCCAUAGGUUCGCCAUCACAGGACUAGGCACGAAACUGUGAAACUACAUUGAUAAAAGGUAUUUGGGAGUCAACAUCGACAAUGACAUUCCUUGCCUCCCCACCAUUCCUUCUGAACUUCUCAAAGUGUGAACCAUGUGCGCUAGUAUCUCAAGACAGCUGUAACUUUUAGCACCAGAAUUCAGGAAUUCCAAGAAAUGGCAACUUGACCAACAAGGAAACUGUGGGUGGGUGUUUGUGGUGGGUGUGUCUCUGCUCAGCAGGUGUGUCUGUUAGACCUGCGUAACUAUGAUUCUCAGGGGAAACAGGUACAGGUAGUCCUCAACAUACAACCACAAUCAGGACAAGAAUUUGUGUUGCUCAGCAAGGUGGUCAUUAAAUAAAUCACACUAAUUUUAUGACAUUUUUUGCCACCAGUGGAUCGCUGGAAGUGUUCAGCCAAUCAUGUGGUCAUUGAGCAGAUCUAACUUCUCCGUUGACUUUGCUUAUCAGAUGUCAGCUGUGAAGGUUGCAAAUGGUGAUCACAUGAUCCCAGCUGCUGCAAUCGUUAUAAGAUCCAUGCCGGUUGCCAAGCAUCUGAAUUUGGAUCUUGUAACUAUGGAGAAGCUGCAAUGGUCAUAAGUGCGAAGUUGCAAGUCACAUUUUUCAGUGCCGUGGUUACAACAAAUGGCGGUUAUGCCAAUGGUUGUAAGUUGAGGACUACCUAUAUGCAAAUUAGCUACCAAUUUUCUAGCAUAUUAUAUCUGCAUCCUUGCUCUCUCGGAGCCAUUUGUUUACAUAUUAAUUGCUGAGCUCAUGAAACCUCUUAUGCAAAGUUUAACUGCAAAUACUUAGGAUAUUUUCAAUUUUU